Messenger RNA from Cucurbita maxima (winter squash), 5297 nucleotides. RefSeq lists its product as uncharacterized. The record is from RefSeq and is a predicted model, not a curated record. The transcript has 4 exons. The coding region runs from base 480 to 5090 and encodes 1536 amino acids. Lineage: Eukaryota; Viridiplantae; Streptophyta; Magnoliopsida; Cucurbitales; Cucurbitaceae.
UCUACUCAAGGAUCUAUUUUGUUCUUUGUCGUCUUUCUUUGCGCUUUCCUUCUUCUUCAUCUUACUUCCUCGCUUUAGAAGCAGAUUUUCCACCAGCCAAGAAAGGGAGAUAAAGGAGUCGCUAAGAAGAUUGCAAAUCCCAGGAAGUGUGGAGGAGGAAGAAGAACUCUCUUCUAAUUCGUUGUCUUUUUGAUCUGAUUCAAGCCAUAUGAUUCAUUUGCAGCGCUGUAGAUUUUGUAUUUGAAGAUCCAAAGCGGAUAUUAUUGGUUUACGAGAGUUUUUUCAGUCGGUGCUCAGUUUAUUGAGCUUUUGUUUAUGUGAUUAUGCGCGUUGCAAGUUCGUGAAAUUGGUUGCCGAGUAGUUUGAAUUGGAAUUUGGCUGUGGUGGUGGGGGCGAGGCGCUAGGGCUUAUACUGGAUUUUGUGUGUGUUUGUGGGGCACUCGUUGGUCGUGGAGGCUCAUGCGCUUUUCUUGCUUUUCAUGCCGCCAGAACCUUUGCCGUGGGACAGGAAAGACCUCUUCAAGGAGAGGAAACAUGAGAAAUCGGAGGCCAUAGGGUCUGCGACCAGAUGGAGGGACUCUUAUCAUGGAUCUCGUGAGUUCAACCGGUGGGGUUCUGCAGAUUUCCGAAGACCUACUGGUCAUGGUAAGCAGGGUGGCUGGCACCAGUUUUCUGAAGAAGCUAGUCAUGGAUAUGGGCCUUCUCGGUCAUUCAGUGACAGGGUAGUAGAAAAUGAGAGCUUCCGGCCGUCAGUUCCUCGCGGAGAUGGAAAAAAUAUUAGAAUUGGGAGAGAAAGUAGAGAUUCUUCUAGUUAUAGAGACUGGAGAAGUUACUCUAGGGAGACUACCAAUGGAUUCGGAAACCCGUCUCGAAGGCCUUCCUCGCAGGAUGUGAGUUCUGAUCAGAGGUCGGUAGAUGAUACAGCGACACAUUCCUCUCCUCAAUCUGAUGUUGUAAGUGUCUCAGAUCAAAUUCACUCUAAGGACCGUAAUGAUAAGGUUGGUGGUGCUUGUGGGUCAGAAAAUGGCCUGAGGUCUGAUGUUGAAGUUUCCCUUGGCUCCACUGAUUGGAAGCCUCUGAAGUGGUCCAGGUCUGGGAGUUUGUCGUCUCGUGCAUCUGCUUACAGCAGUUCGACGAACUCAAAGAAUGAAAAGGCUGAUUUACCUCCUAGAGUUUCAUCUCUAAUAGAAAGCUCUUCUGCUGAAGCUACUGCCUGUGUGACAUCUUCUCUGCCUUUUGAAGAUACCAUUUCUAAGAAGAAGCCAAGGCUUGGAUGGGGUGAUGGAUUAGCGAAGUUUGAGAAAGAAAAAGUUGAGGCUCCUGAUACAAGUAUGAGAAAAGAAGGGACUCUUCUUUCCAGUAUUAGUGCUGAAUUAACUCAUUCCCUUGGUUCACACUUUUCUGAGAAAAGCCCUAAAACUUUACCCUUUUCAGAUUGUGCAUCUCCUGCAACUCCAUCCUCUUUUGCUUGUAGUUCAUCAUCAGGCUUGGAGGAUAAACCAUUUAGUAAGGCAGCAAGUGUCGAUGGCAUGAAAUGUAGUUCACCCAGGUCCGGUUCACAAAAUCAGCUUCAGAACUUCUUCCUUAGUUUAGAGAAGUUGGAGAUUAGUUCUAUUGCUAAAAUAGGAUCAUCACUUGUUGAACUGUUUCAGUCUGAUGAUCCAAAUACAGUAGAAUCAUGUUUUGGGAAGUCGACGUUGAAUAAGCUGCUAGCGUAUAAAAGUGAUAUUUCAAAGACGUUGGAGAUGACUGAAUCUGAAAUUGAUUUACUUGAAAAUGAACUUAAGUCUUUGAAAUCUAAAAAUCGAGGCAAUGUUUCUCGUUCGAAAUCUUGCAGUGCGAUAUAUGUCAAAGAAUCAGAUGGUGUGUCAUGUAUUUCUCCUCGACACACUUCCUUGAAAGUAGUUUCUACUUCGGAUUCAACAGUUGAGAAGAUGCCAGUCUGCAAGAACGUCGUGGGAGUUGAAGAUGUCGAUACGAAAGAUGAGGAAAUUGAUAGUCCUGGAACUGUGAUGUCGAAAUUUAAUGAACCAACCCGAACUGAAGUUACAGAUGUAAUUGUAUCUGACAAGACGGGAAGGAGUUUAUCAAUCUCUGAGCCGUUUGUGGAUGAAUGCAAUGAAUGUAUUCGUGCUAAGAGUUGUACCGGUGAAUCCAUUUGUGGUGAUUUGAUGGCACAAGCGGCUAGUGGAUCGUCUCUCUGUGAUCUAAUUUUUGCAAGUAAUAAAGAAUAUGCAAGUAAGGCUGCAGAAGUAAUUUUUGGGUCCUUGCCAGCUGAAAUGUUUAAGAUCAGUAGUCAAAGCACCAACUUUGUCCCCUGCUCGGAGACCGAGAAGCUUACUAAAGAGAAAUUUUUGAUGAGGAGGCAGUUUUUAAAAUUUAAGGAGAGUGCAUUAACCCUUAGAUUUAAAGCCUUGCAACACUCAUGGAAAGAAGGUUUGCUGCAUUCUGUGAAGAAAUGUCGCUCAAAGCCCCAAAAAAAGGAGUUGAGUCUAAGGGUUACAUAUUCUGGUCAUCAGAAGUACAGGUCUUCAAUUCGCUCCCGCGUGGUUCAGCAUGGAGCAUGUCAAAACCGUGCCCGUAACUCAGAAAUCGCUACUUGUUACUCCAGCAAGCUGCUGUCGAAUCCACGUGUUCGGCGUUACAGGAAUAUUUUGAAGAUGCCAGCUAUGAUUUUGGAUGAAAACGAAAAGACGGCUUUAAGGUUCGUCUCCAAUAACGGGUUGGUUGAAGAUCCAUGUGCUGUUGAGAAGGAAAGGAGCAUGAUAAACCCUUGGAGUUUAACAGAGAGAGAGUUAUUCUGGGAGAAGCUAUCUUUGUUUGGAAAGGAUUUUAGAAAAAUUUCAUCAUUUCUCAGCCACAAAACCACUGCUGAUUGUAUCCAGUUUUAUUACAAAAAUCACAAGUCUGAUAGUUUUAAGAAGAGAAAAAAUUUGGAUUUGGGCAAGCAAAUGAAAUCUUCUACCAUGACAUACAUGUUAACAUCAGGGAAGAAAUGGAAUCCCGGCGUAAACACCACGUCCCUCGACAUUUUGGGUGUUGCUUCAGUAAUGGCAGCACAGGAAGACAGCAAUAUUGAAACUCAGCUGACAUGUGCUCGCCGUUUUGAUGAACUUCAAUCCGAAAAAGAAACGGUUGCUGCUGAUGUUCUUGUUGGUAUAUGUGGUUCGAUUUCUUCGGAACCGAUGAGUUCUUGCGUUACAAGUGCUAUCCAUCCUGGUGAGGACUACAGGGAGCCGAAGUGCCAUAAAGUGGAUUCUGUGACGAAACUGCCUUCGACGUUGAAUGCUAUGCAGAGAACAGAUAAUGAACCUUGUUCGGAUGAUAGUUCUGGAGAUGUAGAUUCUUCGAGUUGGACAGAUGAGGAAAAGUCUAUCUUCAUGCAGGCUGUGUCGUCCUAUGGUAAAGAUUUUGAUAUGAUUUCAAGAUGUGUCGGGUCGAAAUCUAGGGACCAGUGCAAGGUUUUUUUCAGCAAAGCUCGGAAAUGCCUUGGAUUGGAUUUGAUCCGUACUUCUGAAGAUGUAGGAACGCCAAGGAGCAGUAACGACGCCAGUGGGAGCGGGACCGACUCGGAAGCCCACUGUGUUGUGGAAGGAGCUCGUAGUAGCGAGGAAAUUGGCUCCAAGUCAGUGGAUGGUUUUAGUGAAUUUGGGGAAAGUACAGCAUUUCAACAGUCAGACGCUAAACGUGCUGAGGCUGUUGGAAACUUGUUUUCCGAGACAUCGAAGGAAGUAGAGGAGGACGCGCCAAAUCUUGAUUCUCAUUCUGCCUGUAAUCUCGCUAAUGCUUGUGCUUCUCCAAGCCAGCCCGAGCCAGUGCAUGACCACAAAAUCGAAGGUUCUUCUGAAAAUACCGAAGCUGGAAGCAACCGCUGUAACGAACCCAAUGUUCUGAGGUCGGAAUCCAUGUCUACAGUUGAUGAAAAUUCAACAGCUAUCAGCGAGAGCGGAGCUAUUACGAAGCUCGCAUUUGGAGAAGAAAAAGGAAGUAACAGUAAUUUACAUGCUCAAAGUAUAUUACAGUGCUUGGUUCAGGAUUCAUCUGGAAUUGAUCCACAAAUUUCACAUCCCAACUUUCUUAAAGUGGAUUCUGUGGAGAAGUCUUAUAAAUUGGAGGUUAGGGAUGCGCCCAAAACACCGAUGAACAGAGAUGACUAUGCCGAGCGUGAAAAUCAUUUGUCACGCCACGUUGGAUCGUCCGAGUUUCCAUGCAGCCAUCCUUUCAAUAAGCCAAUCAUCGAGGACAUGAAUCGAACGAUCAAUCACACAUCUUUUCCUGUUGUUCGAGCAUUAUCAAAACCAGACAUCAAUUGUAACAGUACGUAUGUUGCCAAGGAACAGGAAUGCCGUCUUCAAAACUGUAACAGUUCCAAGCUGUGCCACCGGUCUGCUGAGCUUCCUUUUUCGCCUCCAAAUGUGGAAUUCGGUCAUGAUCAUUGGAAGAACACUUCACGCAGUGGCAGUGCUUCAGAUUCCGAUGUUCCAUGCAGGAAAGGUGAUGUGAAACUGUUCGGUCAGAUACUAAGUCAUGCCCCUUCCCAGCAGAAUUCGAGUUCUGGUUCUAACGAGUGUGGUACGAAAAAGGGACUUCAUAAGUCGAGCAGUACGUACGAUAUGGGAGAGAAUGCUCCGUCAAGGAGUUACGGGUUUUGGGAUGGAAGCGGAUUACAGACCGGGCUAUCCGCAAUGCCUGAUUCUAUCGUUUUACAGGCGAAGUAUCCUGCUGCAUUCAGUGGCUACGCCACAACAUCUGUUAAAACCGAGCAGCAGCCAUUGCUGACACUCGCAAAAAAUGAUAAUCAAGCUUACAAAACUGGAGAUGGUGUUAAGAAACGACCUUACCCAGUUGAUAUAUUUUCCGAGAUACACAGAAGAAACGGGUUCGAUUCUCUUUCGCUGGCGAGUUUACAGCAGCAGGGAAGAAUGAUUGUUGGAAUGAACGUCGUCGGGAGGGGAGGGAUUCUCGUGGGUAAUUCUUGUACUGGCAUUUCCGAUCCGGUGGCAGCCAUUAAAAUGCAUUAUGCAAAGGCCGAUCAGUACGUCGAUGGGAGUUGGAGAGGAGGGAACGGGGAUAUAGGCAGCAGCAGGUAGUAGAAGCGCACCGAAGGCCCCUGCCAUGGCCGGGGACGACCUCACCUCUGUAUGAUAAUUAGCCUGUUUCAAGUGAAAAAAGUGGUAGGGUGUAGGAUAAUCUGAGCCAAUGGGUUCUGAAGAAUCCAUCUUUUUGGUUAAGAAAAGGAAGAGAUUUUAGGGUAUUGUAAUAUUGUAGCUGCAGCUUUGAAGUAUUUGAUUUCAACA